Messenger RNA from Venturia canescens, 4216 nucleotides. It is a transcript of the gene pnt, whose product is annotated as pointed. The transcript is spliced from 9 exons. Gene Ontology annotation, biological process: regulation of transcription by RNA polymerase II; cell differentiation. Lineage: Eukaryota; Metazoa; Arthropoda; Insecta; Hymenoptera; Ichneumonidae. The record is from RefSeq and is a predicted model, not a curated record. The coding region runs from base 1392 to 3251 and encodes 619 amino acids. Gene Ontology annotation, molecular function: DNA-binding transcription factor activity, RNA polymerase II-specific; sequence-specific DNA binding. Gene Ontology annotation, cellular component: nucleus.
CGCGUGGUUAUUCCCAUUGAAACUUGUCAUUUAUCGCAACUUUUACAAUCCUUUCGCAAUACAAUAAUUCCGAGUUUUUCGAUUAUUCGAGAUUUACCGAGUGCCCAGGGGACGCGAGUGUUUCGCUAAAUGUACGAGUGACCCUGUUUCUGUGUUUAGUGACCGAGCGAAUCGAGCGAUCAAUCACGAACGAUAAAAACAAGGAAAAACUUGAACAAAUUCCCGCUCAGCUGCGAGACAAACUGCGGAAGAGUCAAGCGGAGCUUCUCUGCCCCGAAAAAAAUCUUCCCAACUCCGAUAGAACUCGCUUCGUAAAUAUAACGCGAGAAUAAGCGCGCCCGGAGGGGGAACGAAGCCGGAGGGGAAGGGGAAAAGACGUCGGAGCCGAGUGCGACGCGGGCGGGGGUUGUGAAUGAAGCUCGUUUCCUCAACGUUGUUUUUCACCUCCGAAAAGAAAGCAAUUUUAUUGACAACACAUGCGCGCUAUGUAAGUUUGGAACAUGCCGAGUUACUCCGCGACGCUUCGACCUAAUAAAUAAACUGGUCCGCGCAGUCACAGCUACAUGUGCACACGCCGAGGCGGCCUACGUGUAUACGAAUUCGUGCCCGCAGGAAGCGAGAAAGGGAGGGGAAUUGGACGGAACAAGUUGCGCAAGCGUGCGCGAUCCCCCGCUUCCUCGCAGGUACAUACGAAAAUAGAUCGGUUGGAAGCUGCGAGGCACGAGGGAGGCUGGAUUUAACGAAUUGAUAGCAAACACAUGGUGGAUGAACGCGACAACGUGGAUAAAGCUCUGUGCGCCUUGCUCCAAUUGUCAACGCUUCGUUGCCAUCGAUAGGACGAAUAAAGAGGAAGGACGAUGAUGAUGGAACGUCGAUGGAUCGCUGCGACGUGAUGAAAGUGCUGCUCCGUUUCGCUCGUCAUGGGAUAAACGCCGACUCUGCACCCUCACGGUGCGAAUUUUCUUCCCUUCUUGUUAGCUCGUUUAUUUAUAAAAGACUGCACACCACCUCGCACCUGGAUAUCCGGUUCGAUAUUAUUCCGAAUUUCCGAGAGGAGCCUCGAUUUUCAUGAGCGUGACGUGGUCGGACUUUGCCAAACCGACCACGUGACACGGUUCGCUCCUGCUGCACCAUCCCUUCGCCACAACGACGACGAUAAACACGUGGCCCCAGCUUCGCUCACCGGCGACGACGAACACCGGGAAGAUCGACAGCGACGAAUAAAUCGCUUCCACCAAUCUCGGCUCUUGGUUCCCUCUGCCUUCUUGCUUUACUCCUCUCCUAACGCUCUCACCCAGAUCACCGGCUAAGGGCGAAUGCGAGGGGGUCUGUGAACUCGAGACACUCGUUCUCAUAUAUAGGAAUUAACCAAGUGCGCGAACGCGAGAGGAAUGUACGUCGAUUACGGUGCUGAUACACACACCGGAAUGGGAAUCAAGGCCAUGAAGUCUUUCGGCAGGCCCAGAGAUAUACCGGCGCAAGUACCGCCGCUGACGCCUGGGACGAACAAGAAGAUGACCGAGGCCCUCAAGGCCUCGUUCGCAUCCUGGGAAAAAGAACAACUUCGUCUCAACAUCACCAAAGACCCGAGACAGUGGUCCGAGAAGGCAGUUCACCAUUGGAUCCACUGGGCCAUCAGGGAAUUCUCUCUGGAGGGUGUAGCCAUGCAGCCCUGGCAACACAUGACCGGCAAAGAAAUCUGUGCCAUGGGCAAAGACUCUUUCCUCGCACGUGCUCCCGCCUUCAUGGGCGAUAUUCUCUGGGAGCAUUUGGAAAUGCUUCAGAAAGAAGACGAAGUCGAGAAGGCGUCGCUGGAAAACAUGCCCGCCAAUCUUUACGAGAGCGUUUGCGUACCGGAUCUCGGUGAUUUUCUCGGCUAUCAGCAACAACAGCAGCAGAAUAACCCCGCGAACAAUUCGGUACCGACCCCGGAACACAAGAGUCCGGCAACGCCGGCGAGCUCCACAACCUCGACGACUUCCUCGUCUGGCGGCGCCGUUCCGAGAAAUACACCAUCUCAGGCUUCGAUUCAACAGCCACUUCCAUCCGUACCGGCUUCAUUGACUCCCAGAUCUUAUCACAACGACGGCGGUUACAACCAUUUGCGCAGUCCUGUGUGCCAAGACGAGCAGAGCCAGAGGGACGAGACGUCGCCACCCCCGCACAGCAACCACAAUUCCCAUGCACCGAAUUCUCACUCGACGACACCGAGCACCAAUCACAAUAACAACAAUAACAACAACGCGAGCAACGCGUACAUACAUUUACGGAACUUGAAUCAGCUCAAAGCGGAAUCGAACUAUCCGAGCCAUCACAUAACGGACCAUUUGCAAAGCGGCGGUGGUGGUGGUGCUGGAAUGACGGCUGGUGGCGAUCUUGGUGGCAAUGGUAGCAACGAUAACGAUUUGCGCGUUGGUGCUACGACGAACGACAGUUACAUGACACCGGCCCAUUAUUCCGGUUACGACGACGCUUCCGAUUAUCACAGUAUUCCGCAAGAUCAUCAAACGCCGAAUCACUACAAUCUCGACGGUUCGCCGGAGUUCUACAGCGCCAGUGGAAUCCAUCUCGAGCCGAAGUAUCAACCACCGCCAUUCAAGAAUUAUCCACGUGGUCGUUAUCACGAAAGCUACAACGAGACUGGUUACGCACAGUAUGACACGACGAGUUUCCAAACUGUUCCGGGCAGCGGAACCGGAGCUGGGGCCGCCGGAGUCGGUGCCGACCAAUGGGGCGUCGGCCCAUUGGGCGAACAUCUUUCUCAUCAUCCAGCAUUUCUCGCUGGUCUUGGACCGCGCGAUUCUUCCAAUCCUCAUCAUCCUUCCUCCAUCGGCAAUAAUCCGGACCAAAAACCACUUCUGCAGAGCGCUAUGCUCGCUGGUUAUACAGGCGGCGGUCCCUGUUUCACCGGAUCCGGGCCAAUCCAGUUGUGGCAAUUUUUACUGGAGCUACUAACGGAUAAAUCGUGUCAGGGCUUUAUAUCGUGGACGGGUGAUGGUUGGGAAUUCAAGUUAACCGAUCCCGACGAGGUAGCGCGUCGUUGGGGUGUACGUAAGAACAAGCCGAAGAUGAACUACGAGAAGCUUAGCCGCGGUCUUCGUUACUACUACGACAAGAACAUUAUUCAUAAAACAGCUGGAAAACGAUACGUUUAUCGCUUCGUUUGCGAUUUGCAGAGUCUCUUAGGAUACAGCCCGGAAGAACUUCACGCAAUGGUCGACUUGAAACCCGAGAAGAAGGAAGAAGACUGAGUUCUCGUUCGCGGACAAAUAACGUAGAAAGCGCGGGCAAAGAAUUAAAAACAAAUAAAGAGCAAAAUAAUUGAUGAAUAUUAUGACGAAAGAGGACGACGUGAUCGUGGUGUUUCGUUGAUCUUAUCAUGGAUCGUAUCAUUGACUGUGAGACACAGGAUUACGAGAUCGUACGAAAGGAGACGCAGAAGAAGAAGGCGAUAAACUCAUUGAAACGUGUACACGGGACUCCAGUUUUUUCAGUGUCUUCGAUAAGGCGUUCAAUUUUAAUAAGAAAACAACAGACAACAAAUAUCUAAAUAAAUAAAUGAAUAAAUGCAAUUGCAAAUCGUUUUUUUGACGAAAACAACCACGAGAUAAAUAAUUGAGAUAUGUUGUAUAAACAUAUCUACCAGUAAAACCACGGAAUGACAAACACAAGUCGAAUCGGUCGUAUGUACCAAAGAGACAGGGUCCGCAUACCAUUGGUGCCUAAAAAGUAAAAGAAAAGAAAAAGAAGAAGCAAGAAAUGAAUGAAUAAGUAAAAAGUAAAUGAUAAAUACCAAUAAACAAUUUAAGAAAACGAAAAAUAUUAAAAAGAAUAAAUGAAUAAAAGUAAAACGUAAAAAUUGUGAAUUUGUUUCUAAGUGAUUGAUUUGCCACACAAGAUUUUAGAAGAUAUUUAUAGGAAUGAACUCGACAAUUUAUACAUAUUAUAUAUAUAUUAUACAUAUAUAUUUUUAAUGUUACGUGAUUUUUAAGCACUCUGGCAUCGAACACACAAUCUCGCUCGACGAUGCAUCUAAAUUAUUUAUGUCCCAUCAUUUUAAUGAAAUAUGCUGCAACAACAACAAAAUGAUAAUAGAAUGAAAAGAGAGAAAAAAAAAGCAUGUGUGUUAUAUCUCGUUGAUAAAUGACACGAUAUGUGAUUGUUAUUACUCUAAUUUUACUACAAUAAAUCAUUAUAAACUACAUUACAAACUUUA